UAGAAGUAAGUGGUCAAGGUGAACAGUGGUCAAGCAAUGCCCUUUUUGCAGAUGUCACAUGCAUAGACAACCAACGAAGAGGGGGCUUGUGUUUCUCUCGAUUUCUUUCGUGAAGAACAGAGGAUAACAGAGAUUUAACUUCAUCUGUGUGUCUCCUCAUCAAGAAUGAAACAGCUGUACGGUGCAGUGGCGUUGUUUGCAGUUCUCUGUUUGAAUGGAAUAAGCAGUAAGCAAUUGAAGGAAGAACAGAUGCAAAUCCAUGAAGACGGUGAAAGAGCAUUUAAAGAACGAAUUGUGGCUAACACUCGCAGUCUACUGCAACAAGCAGGACGUAUCAAAGUGUUGAAGGAAACUGGAAAAGCGCGUCUUAUAAAGGCAAAUAAGGGAUAUGGGGUACGCAACCAGUACGUUAUUCGAUUGAAGGAAGGACUAACUGAUAAACAAGUUGCACGGUUUCUGGAGACGAUUCCGCGGUACAAAGGCGACCACAUUAAAUUUAACAGUGAAACAGACAUAGUAAUGGUGAAGCUUACAGAAAGCGAGGUGGAAGAAGUAAGAAAGAACACAGAUAUUAUUGAAGAAAUCGAGCAAGAUGUUAUAGUGAAAGUUAAUGACGAUUUUAGAAGCUGUCAUGAAUACAACGUACUUGACUUAUAUGGACUGUGGGGCUUGGACAGAGUUGACAAAAUCCGAGAUGACAAUCGCCUGCUAAGCUGGGGUAACGGCAGUGGAAUAGAUGUCUAUAUUAUUGACACUGGAAUAAGACCCAGUCAUGAGUGUUUUGCAGGAGGGAGAGUGACACUUGGCUUUCCCGACACGUCAGAAACGGCCGCCAUUGACGACCAUGGUCACGGCACUCAUGUCGCGGGCACAGUUGGUUGUUCAAAGUACGGAAUUGCUAAAGAAGUUCACCUGAUCGCUGUGAAGGUAUUAGAUGGCAACGGAAGCGGUACCUCCCAGGGCGUUCUAAACGGAAUGUACUGGGUGCUUGAGCAGGUGCGUGCUAGAAAGCGCACAUCUGUGGUGAAUAUGUCCUUAGGCGGAGGCUACAGCACUGCGUCGAACGACGCCGUUGCAGCCUUGGUUGAUGAAGGUAUCCCUGUCGUCGUCGCUGCAGGAAACGAUAAUGAAGACGCCUGUCUCAGUUCCCCAUCCAGUGCCCCCAAAGCAAUUACAGUAGGUGCAACCACCUCGUCUGAUUCCAGGGCGGAUUUUUCCAACUAUGGCCGUUGUGUAGAUAUAUAUGCCCCCGGAGACCGUAUUCUCUCAGCAACUAAUAAAACCGACACUUCCACUGCAGUAAAGAGUGGCACAUCUAUGGCGUCUCCUUUAGUCGCUGGGGCGGUUGCGGCACUGGGAUCGGUGUUCGUUGCAGAGGGUUACUUCCAGGAAAAUACCCCUGCGUUUGAACGAUUGGUGAAUCAUUAUUUGAUGUAUUUUGCCGUUACCACACCUGGGGAAAACCACCGCUUGCUACAUGUUGAAUGUUUAUCUUCUUCUUGAAUGUUAAUCUUCGACUGCUAGAUAAAAUUCCACUCUCGUAACCUGUAAUUAGUUUCAUUCAAAUGUUAAGUGCUGUAGUUUAUUGUACCAUCAGCAUAGGCGCUGGCGGUACACAUGGUUUUAGUCCCGACCCGUCUCGUCCGCCGUAUCCGCUGCCAUGUCACCGUUACUGCGACUACAAGAACCUGCGUGUUGGUGCACGGGUUUAGGUGUGGCGCUCGUCGCAAUGCACCCUUGUCCAAAAUUUGGAUUUGAACUUUUACUUUUCCCCAUGAUU
Messenger RNA from Lingula anatina, 1780 nucleotides. RefSeq lists its product as uncharacterized. Gene Ontology annotation, molecular function: serine-type endopeptidase activity. The record is from RefSeq and is a predicted model, not a curated record. NCBI's taxonomy places the organism in Eukaryota, Metazoa, Brachiopoda, Lingulata, Lingulida, Lingulidae. Gene Ontology annotation, biological process: proteolysis.